This is a messenger RNA of Tetranychus urticae (two-spotted spider mite), 4689 nucleotides long. RefSeq names its product E3 ubiquitin-protein ligase SHPRH. Gene Ontology annotation, molecular function: ATP binding; ubiquitin protein ligase activity; protein binding. Gene Ontology annotation, cellular component: nucleus. NCBI's taxonomy places the organism in Eukaryota, Metazoa, Arthropoda, Arachnida, Trombidiformes, Tetranychidae. The record is from RefSeq and is a predicted model, not a curated record. Gene Ontology annotation, biological process: DNA damage response; protein polyubiquitination.
AAGAUGCAAAAUCAGCUGUUAAUACUGGUUUAUUUGCAUUGCAUGUUCGAAAGAUGAAAAAAGUUUGUAAUAUUUCAUCAAUAAAUUAUUGGAUUUUUUUAUAACAACGUACAUGUUUUGUUCCAAAAUUAAUUAAUCAUUUGACUUUGUACUUUUUUUAGUAAUUACAUUAUUCAUUUGUUUAACGGAUCCAUUCAUCUACCUUUUCAUCCGGCAUGUUUAACUCUCGUCUGAUGCAUGUCGUCUGAUUUCCGAGCAUCAUUUUGUCGUCUGUUUAAUUUAAUUGUUUUUUGUUAAUCUAAAAUUUGCUAAAAUCUAUUUCUUUUGCAUUCUAUACCAUUUCUUCAAUUGGCGAUUAAAGCAUGAGUAAUCUAAUAGAUUUAAGUGAUGAUGACGAAGCUCCAUCAAUUGAAAAUGAAGAAAUGAUAGUUGGCCUGCCGCCUUACAAAAGAGUCUGCUUUCGAAGAUCGUCCAUGAAAGCAAAUCAAGCUGUUGCAUCAUUCGAAAAAGAAGCAUGCCUCAACCUUCCAAUUAUAGUUGACGGAGAUAAAUCGAGUAAAGUUUUCAAACAACUCAGCCUAAUAAAAAUCAAAAUGAAUACUCCACUGUUUGAAGAAGAUUUAAGGUCACAUUCUUCUACUAAAAAGCCCAUUCGUCUUUUGGUAUUGUCAAACUUACGUGAUGUUAUGUUGGUAGUUCAAAGAGGAAAAGAAUUCUUCGAAUUUACUGGAAAAAUGGAACGAGAUUACUGUGACUAUAAUUUUUAUAACGGGUUUAGUGCGUCAUCUAGCUUUAUUUUGUCGAUAAGUAGUGAGAUUACAAAACUUCAUGGAGAAGAUAGCAAAUACUUGAUAAUUAAAAUUUUGUUGACCACAAACACGAUUCAAGACUGCAAUCUUGAUGAUCAGCCAGUACAUAAUCAGAAUCAAAACGUCAUGCGUGUAAUGUCGAGUAUCUUUCAAUAUCCUGAUACCAUUCCACCUUCCUCAGGAAGAAGAGAACGCCGUCUUAUACACAUCGAAGGAAUAUACUAUAAAGUUAGAAAAUAUCACGAUACUGAACCGUCUUCAUUCAUUUUACCACAACCGAAAAAACUCUUCCCAACUUUACGAAAUUACCAAAGAAAAGCUGUUCAAUGGAUGUUGCAUCGAGAAAAGUGGAUUGGUGAACCUGACUCUAAGAUGAACUCAAAUAAAUGCUCAAAACCUCAUCCUCUAUGGGUUUACAAUGAACAAUUGGACUUACAAUACAACUACUAUGCUGGUUAUUUCCGAAAGAACGAUCAAGAAAUGGUUCUUGGUCCCUCGGCUCUUGGAGGUAUUCUAGCUGAUGAAAUGGGAUUGGGUAAAACUGUUGAGAUAUUAGCUCUUAUAAUGACUCACCCUCGUCCAAAUUUUAUUUUGAAAGCUCCAGAAAUGCCUCCUAAACCAUCAAAAUGUAAAAAUAUGUUCGUUUGCCGUUGUGGGGUGAAAUCGAAAGCUGCGAACAAAACCCCAAUAAAAUGUUCAAGAUGCGGCUCCAUCCAACAUGAACAGUGCAUUAAAUAUAAAAAAAGAUGGAACCAUCUUCCUUAUUACUGCCCCUACUGUUGGACUGACCCAACAGUUGAUAAACUCAAGUCGAAAGCUACUUUAAUCAUUACCCCUGAGUCAAUUUAUUACCAAUGGCGAGAAGAGAUAAGAAAACACGUCGACUGUGAAUCUACAAAUAUUUUGCUUUACGACGGAGUUGCAUCAAGUUACAUUUACCCUUAUGAAUUGGCUGAAAACGACAUUAUUUUGGCUUCGUACGAAACGCUUUCGAGUGAUCUAAAAUUUGUAGAUUUACCUAAUGAAGAAAGAUUCAGACAUCCAAAGCGCUUUAACUUACCGCCUACUCCUCUUCUAGCAAUGGAUUGGUGGAGAAUUGUUCUUGAUGAGGCUCAAAUGGUUGAAAGUGUUUCAUCACAGGCAGCUACAAUGGCAGGUCAUCUAGCAGGUAUUAAUCGUUGGUGUGUUACUGGUACUCCUGUUCAAAAAAGUAUUAACGAUCUCUAUGGACUAGUCUUAUUCAUUGGUGAACAACCUUAUUGCAAUAUUCUAUGGUGGAAAUUGCUGAUUGCUGAACCUUACUUCCAAAAAAAUACGGAGCCAUUAACUAAUUUAUUAAAAGACUGCUUUUGGAGAAAUUCUAAAAGAGAUGUUGCCACCGAAUUAGGAUUGCCCGAGUGUACAAAGCAUAUAAUAAAAGUCAACUUAGCUCCUAUUGAAGCGCAUUUCUAUAAGCGCCAGAAAGAAAAAUGCUUACGAGUUUUCUCUGAUAAUCUUUCUCGCCUCGAUGAUCUCAAUGUUUCGCUCAAAGAGCUGGACCACAAGACUGCUGAAAAAUUUAUGCAACCUUUGUUGAAACUUCGUCAGGCUUGUUUGCACCCUCAAAUUGUUGGAAAUCAAAUGACUUCAAUUACAACAAAAACUUUGACUAUGGAAGCGGUUCUGGAAAAUAUGAUAAAAAGAACAUCACGGGAAUGUGAAGAAGAUCAUCGUAGAAUUAUAUCUGCACUCAACGGACAAGCAGGAAUUUACAUAAUUAAGGAAAAUUGGCCAAAAGCAGUCGAAGUUUAUCGUAAGGCUCUGGCAUCGAUCGAAAAUUACAAAGAAAAGCUUAGAACCGAUAAACUUCAACUUUAUCAUACACUAUACAACCUUGCCGAAGUUUUUGAUUUGGUUAAAAACAGCACUGAUGAAGAAACACGAAGCUCAAUGAAAACUAUUGGUUAUACACUCAGAGAUGAUGAUUUGAAGAAGGAAGCUGAAAAUAUAAGAGAUGAAUACCUAGCAAAAGGAGUCAGUCAAAUCGAUGAAGCUAAGAAGAAUUUAAAAUCAACAUUGGUUACUUCUAAUUCUCAAAAAAAGAUUUUAAAUUCUGACUGGUGGGUGAGAGCGAUCGGCGUAAUUUUAGACAAUGAAGAAGAAGAUCAGUUAAUGGCUAGAAUCAAAGAAGGUUUAGAAGAACGUGCUCUUCGUAGUUUGGUUAAACAUGGUAAAGUCUUUAAGUAUCUCGCUACUCCACAUCGUGAUAUUCCUGGCUUACAAUAUGUUAUCGCCAAUGGUUUGGACGAACUUAAACAGACAAGAGAAGAGCUGAUUGAAGCUGUUCACGAGAUGAGAUCAAAGCCCAAAAAAAGAGAGUUCAAUAAAGCUAUUGAUUGCCAUUUAAGACCCAGAAGGGAUGAAAGUGGUAAAAUUAUUCCUGCUGACAAAUGUAACUAUUGUGUGAUUCAUGAAAUAUUCAAUAUUUAUGAAGGAAAAUUGUAUUAUUUUGCUGAGAAGGAUGAUGAGGACAAAGAAAAAAAUGAUGAGCGAGAUGCUCGCAAUCCGCUUUCAGACGAUUUAGCAUCUGAUCUUCCUAUAUUAGAGGAACAGAGACGAGGUAAUUGGUCUGGUAGUGAAAUUGAACAAGCGUUGAAAACGAUUCUGAGUAUGAUUGCUCGUCAAUCUGACAUAAAAGAUAUUCAAACUUCAGGGAAGAAAAUGAUGGAUUUCUUUGAACAAUUAAAAAAAGAGUUUAAAGCUCUACGAUCGGUUUGGAUGAACAUCUUUGAUUAUGUGUCUCUUUUGGAUGAACUCAAUAUGGCUACCAUUCGAUUGCGAGCUCGUUACCCUGAUGAACCUAAGCCUGAUGAAUCAAUAAAGUACGUUCUUGAGCCAAAUGAAAUCGAUUCAAAUUUAAUGCAAUUGGAAGCUGAUGAGAAAAUAAAUCAAGCUGAUUUGAAAAAGAAUCUUUCUCAACUCAACUUUUUAUUCAACCUCAAGAAAUCCAAAGUCGGCCAAAAUGGUGGAUCCAAUCCAGACCCAUGUCCAAUUUGUACCAAUCCACUUGGUGUACAUUGGAGUACUUUGAAUUGUGGUCACACUUAUUGCAUCGCCUGUUGUCAUAUUAUGCUCGGAGAAGAGCUGAAAAAUUCCUGUUCACUCAAAUGUGCCAUUUGUAGACAAGUGACUAAAGCCAAUGAAAUUAUUUAUGUUGAUGCUCGAGAUCCAGAAGAAUGUGAUGAAGCAAUAAAAGUUGUAGGCUCUUGGUCUUCUAAAGUUGAAAUGAUAAUUAGAACUCUUAUAAAGAUUCGUUCAAAAGAGCCCGAUGCUAAAUGUUUACUAUUUUCCUCGUGGAUCUCAUUUCUGGUUUUACUGGGACGAGCUCUUGAACAGAACAAGAUCAAACAUGUUAUUGCAACUAACAAGCGAAAAUUAGCUCGAACUAUCGAAAUGUUCAAAAACUGUGAUUCUCAUGUUCUACUUAUGCCUAUCAAUCUAGGAUCUAAAGGGUUGAAUCUCACUGAAGCUUCUCAUGCUUUCCUGGUUGAACCAUUGUUAGAUCAGUCUCAUGAGUACCAAGCUAUUGGUAGAAUUCACAGAAUUGGUCAAACAAAACCAGCUAACGUCUAUAAAUUCAUUGUUAAUCAAACGAUAGAGGAAAAAAUUGCCGAAAUGUUUUCACUUGAUUGUGACUUCGAUGAGUAUUCCGAUUUGACUGACAACAAAAAAAUUUGUAGCACUGUUAAAGAUAUCUACGAUAUUCUGUUGAGUGAUGAACCAUCAAAAAUGGAGAUCGAUGAUUAAAAAAUUUCUUUGUUUUGCAUUUUUCAUAAUUAUUGUUAUAAAUACUUUUUGCCCACUUAUUUGAAAUUAAAGAUUAUGAUUAUUUAUUCAAUUA